GCGCGCUGGCCUCGUGAACAAAUCGUCCCAGUGUCGCGAGUCCAGGAAAGGCUUUUUUCAUCGUCGGAAAAUAAAUCUAGUGCAUGUGGAAAUUUAGUCAUGAGUUAGCGGAAGAGCAAGUGCAGGUAGGGAUGACACUGAGAAAUAAUAAAACCUGAAAAAGGAGAACAUAUGGACAAUAACUCCUAAAACUCGUGCAGGAUAAAGUUGUCAGGAAUGAUAUGCGGAUAUGAAUGCGAUUUUCACUAUCAAGUCAAUAGAGCGAACGCAUAUGCGUAAAAUCAGCAUAAAACUGCAUAUAAAAGCCUUUUUUCUGGAGUGAGUCUGUUGCAUUGAGUUAACGAGUACUGGCAACUAUUUUGUCUCCAUUUUUUUGUGGCAAAAACGUGACUCAUUUUUUACUACUCCAGGGCAUAAUUACUGAUAUGAAAAUUAUAUGAAAAUAAACAACUAAUGGAAACGACAACCGAUGGCUUGAUAUAAAAUGAGAGCAGUCUGUAAUGUCAAUGCCAGAAACGUACGAGUUACUCCGCGAACGGUCUUAUCAAUCAGAAAUAAUGGAUUUGGGAGAUAAUAGCCAGGUAACUGCACCUGAAACCAAACGUCGAGGACAGGAAUACCUGGAGAUGAGCAAGAUGCAGCAGCAGGGUAUCACGCAUGUGCUUGAUGAAUUUUCCAACGUAUUCAAUGAAAUGCAGGGAACUUGUCUCGUCCUCGGGUGUAAAGCCGGGAGUCUACUGAAGGAUAAAAUCCUACCGAAAUUAGCGAAGGAUGCCGUUCUCGUUGGUGCCGAUGUAGCUGAUGAUAUCCUGGAGCAUGCGAAAAAGAAUUGCUCGGGGGAGAAGAGAAUAUCUUUUAAACUUAUCGAUAUUGGAGGGAUGAGAAUUCCUAACGAAGAUAUUGAGAAAUACGACAAUAUCAUAUCGUUUUAUUACUUGGAAACAUUUCAGAAUAUGUCACGAUUAGUCAGGCACAUGUCCAGAAUGCUCAAGCCAAGGGGCCAAGGACUUGUCAUGAUCCUCAGUCAUCACGACAUAUACGAUUUGCAUUUGACAUAUCGAGCUAAUCCCAAUUAUGGAACGUACAUGGAGGAUAUCUUCUUCCAACUGCCCGCAUUGUUCGGACUUCCCAAUGCUGCGCAAAUUGUGAGAGAUAAUAUAGAUAUGAAUGGAUUAAAAACCAUUGAUUGCAAGGUCAAAGAGCUGAGUAUUACAUACAGCAACACCAAAGACCUGGAAUAUUCCUUGAUGACGAUGGAUCCCUUCGUCCAUCGAAUGCCAGAUGAUGUCCAAGAAAAAUACAAAAAGGAAUUCAUCGAGGAGUACGUGGGAGAUAAAAUGAAAAAUGGAGAAAUUAUUGACACGUAUCGAGUGGUAAUAGCACAAUUCCAGAAAGCAUGAAAUUAUUCAACACUUUAUGAAUCUGUACGUCAUGAUUUAAUUUAAAUACGUAAUGAUAUUCAAUCUGUAUUUUGUACCGAUGAAAAAAUUAUUCCGUCUUAGUAUGAUUGCUUAUU
Messenger RNA from Fopius arisanus, 1516 nucleotides. RefSeq lists its product as uncharacterized. The record is from RefSeq and is a predicted model, not a curated record. The coding region runs from base 501 to 1400 and encodes 299 amino acids. The transcript has 4 exons. Lineage: Eukaryota; Metazoa; Arthropoda; Insecta; Hymenoptera; Braconidae.